AUGAAUCAACAGGCGUCUUCCAGCCAGGAGGCACUUCACCCGGUUCAAGCACCAGGGCCAAAGCCAAGGACUAGGACCUGGCGUGCAUGCGAGAUCUGCAGGAAGAGAAAGAUCAAGUGUGAUGGGCAGGAUCCGUGUGCUUUCUGCAUGACCAGUGGCAAGCAGUGUAGCUUCAAAGAAACGAACGACAAUGCGUCCGGAAGUCGUCAGCUUACCUCGAAUUUGGAGACCCGUUUGCAUCACCUGGAACAACUCUUCACCCCAAUGGCCAAAGCUUUCGACCAAUGGGCAAAGAAUACCGAUGAUGGAUUACCAUCGUCCCUACCGGAUAACUUAGAUCUUCUGGUGCCACAAUCUCUUCCAGAGGGACCGAAGAAGUCGUCAUUUUCAGGCAACGGAAUACUACCGCCAUUGUACAAACCAUCUACCGCCAUCCAAGCUAUCGUAGAUCAGCCCGUCGCAAUCUCUGAACCUCAGCGAGUGGAAGAACCCAGACAUGCGUCAUCACCCCUGAUAUCGUCCAUAUCUGCCGGGACGCGUUCCUCUCAAGAUGAACCAGAGCAUGAGCGAGAACGUAUAUCGGAUCGUCUCGCUCAUCUCGCAAAGGACUCACUAGGAAACUUGAGAUUCAUCGGAGGAGCGUCGUCUCUGGUACUGGUGGAGGCUCUUCAGUCUCUUCAGACGCCGUCAUCUCCGAAUGGCUCUCCCGACUCCGCUGCAUCUGACAAGGUCGGAAAAAGCGCAGAAAACCUGUAUGGAUCUCUGCAAUACAUAAAGUUACCCAACACUGAUUUAAUCUUCGGUUUGAAUACCAGCGAUCUUCCGUUCUUUCGACCGAACAUGCACUUCAGGCGCUUCGAUGUCCUGUUCGUGAAGAAUUUGCAUGCAGGGAAACCAUCAUCAGAUCAUGCGUUUCUGUCAUCGCUGUUUGCGGUCUUUGCUUGCGCAGAAAGCCUGAACUCGAAGGUAUCUGCCAAGCCAAGUACGGAGCAGGAAACUGGCUGGAAAUGGACUGCUCCUUCUGAAUACGCUGGGCUUGAAUCGAUGUGUCCAGAGAAGUUAUUCUAUAGUGUUCAAGGACUGGCGCUGUUGGCGAUAUGCUGUGCUGGGUGGAAUACAUUAUCACAGAGUUGGGUACUAGCCGGUCAAGCUAUCCGUGCAGCACAGGACCUUGGUCUUCAUCGCUCGCCUCGACGACUGUCGCUGUCUGGACUGGAGAAGGAAAUUCGUCGACGGAUAUGGUGGUGCGUCUAUGGUCUGGACAGAGUUCUUUCAAUAGCUCUCGGACGACCGGCCGGUACAUAUGAUGACGACAGCGAUGUCGAGUACCCCGCUGAAGUAGAUGACGAAGAUGUCGAGAAGUAUUGCGAAGGCGUGAUCGCAACUAGCGAAACGUCAUAUAUGUGUGGCUUUGUUGCACUACUGAAGAUCUACGUCGUGGCUGGCAAGAUCGUCAGGACAGCGCACUCGCUCAAGCUUCUCGCUGAGAUUGAUGCCACAGGUAGACAAGUUCCGGAGCUCCUGCAAAGUCUCGACGGCCUCUUGGAGGACUGGGUGGAAUCCCUUCCACCUAACAUCAAGUUCGCGGCGAACAAUGUAGAUGACCCGAAAAUGCUCACACUGUGUCUGAUUGCUUUCUUCAUGUAUUAUUCGGCAACAAUUAAUUUGCAUCGACCGUUUAUCUCUAAUCCUCGAGAUACGUCUGGGCGUAUGAACAUGCCUUCUCUGCUGCGAUGCGUGAACGCUGCGAAAAGUUGCAUCCGUAUUGGAGACAUGGUCAAGAGCACAUUACCGACGUCCCAUCAUCUCGCCUACGCCGUGCAGCAGAUAUAUGCAGAGCUAGUCGCCGCCAUUAUCACGGAUGCUGAGAAGUGUCGAACCUUGCUCGAGGACAUGCAAGAUAUCUGGCCUGGCGCGAAGCGGUGUAGAGACAUCGUAUCUGAUCUCCUGAGGGUUGUCAAAGCCAAACGGGGCGAAAUUACUCCUCCAAGCUUGUCUGAGGAACAAGUCGCGAGCGCCAGCAAUGAUUACCUGCCUCCAAAACAACAGGUUCAGCGGAGUUCGGUCAAACGCAAGUCGGACAGCGACCCUCGGCCUCAUAAACCACGCAUAUGGGUUGACCAUCCAGCCGAAACUAUGACCGAGAGCCACCCAAACAUCUUAGGUCCUGGCCCUUCCUCCUCAAACCUGUCAUUUCUCAACAACGUACUAUCCACAUCCCACCCCAUCUCCGACCUCCGAACCUCUCCCCUCACACCAUCCAGCCCUCUCAUCGCUCCAUCAACGUCCCCACCGCCGGCCGCAGUCUCGUUAUCCAUGCCACCUCCCACAGUCUUCGAUUUCGAUCUAUCAUCGUUUGAUACUACUGCUCCGUUCUCGGGGUACGACUUUUUAGGCGACGACCUGUCCGCUUUGUUGGGAGUGUUGAUGGACCAGGGAAGUAUGGCGCCGCAGACGCCGGGGACGUAUGAUCAGAACGCGCAGUUGCUUUGGGGGGCUUGGGAGUCAGGACCAAAGGAUCAUGGGGAGGGAGAUGGAGGUGAUCCAGCGUCGAUGUCGUAA
Stereum hirsutum FP-91666 SS1 is the source of this 2562-nucleotide messenger RNA. RefSeq lists its product as uncharacterized. The record is from RefSeq and is a predicted model, not a curated record. The coding region runs from base 1 to 2562 and encodes 853 amino acids. NCBI's taxonomy places the organism in Eukaryota, Fungi, Basidiomycota, Agaricomycetes, Russulales, Stereaceae. The transcript has 21 exons. Gene Ontology annotation, biological process: DNA-templated transcription; regulation of DNA-templated transcription. Gene Ontology annotation, molecular function: DNA-binding transcription factor activity, RNA polymerase II-specific; DNA binding; zinc ion binding.